Molecule: messenger RNA, 957 nt
Organism: Symbiodinium pilosum
Lineage: Eukaryota; Dinophyceae; Suessiales; Symbiodiniaceae
Source: the annotation of a GenBank genome assembly
AUGGACGUUGCGUUGGCCCAUCCGGAGGAUGAAGGUACCAGCAGCGAGGAGGACAAAUGUGCGAAAUUGGACAAGUUCUGGGUUCCCGGGGCCCUGCUGCUGGGCGUGAUCGUAGGGCUCCUACUCCCUGCCAGCCAGCCUGGCUGGGGUGGGCGCACUUCAGAAGUCUUGGGGUGGACCUACUUCUUUGCUUGGUCUGUAUCGUUUUAUCCACAGGUCUUCCUCAACAUCCGAAGGCAGAGCGUUGUGGGCCUAUCCCUGGAUUACCAGAUUCUUAAUGCAUUUGGCUUCGCCUGCUACUUCCUCUUCAAUGCGCUUCUGUUCUGGUCGCCGGGUAUCCGGGCUUCCUACCGGCAGAGUCACAAUGGCCAGGACAGCGCUGUCCGGCUGAAUGACGUAGUCUUUGCGGGCCAUGCGCUGCUUGUCACCCUGGUCACCCUCGUGCAGAUAGGUUUCUACUACGACUACCCGCCUCUCGCGGGCGCCGAUCGCUUGCUGCGGUUUGUUGUCCUCGCGGCUCUGGGCAUGGUUGGUAUCUUUAUGGUGGGAGCCGCUCUCUUCAUUGCCACUUAUGAGGAGUGCUGCCUUAGCUGGUUGACUUUUCUCACCAUCAUCGCCGAGGUGAAGGUCGUAAUCUCAGUCGUGAAAUAUUGUCCGCAAGUGUGGAUGAACUACAAGAGGAAGAGCACAGCAGGAUGGACAAUUUACAACGUCCUGCUCGACUUGAGCGGAGGCUUUCUAAGUGUGGCCCAGCUGCUGCUUGACGCUUCGCUGAGCGAUGACUGGAGCAAGGUCUCUGGCGACCCAGCCAAGCUCAUGCUGGGAAACGUGUCUGUGUUCUUCGAUUUGAUCUUCAUCGUGCAGCACUUUUGCCUUUACAGGGAUGCCUCCCGUGCCCGGCUAUGCGAUGUGCACGGCUCCGGCGGUUCCAGUGCUUCAAGUUCCGAGGGCUUCUGA